Molecule: messenger RNA, 4714 nt
Organism: Tripterygium wilfordii
Lineage: Eukaryota; Viridiplantae; Streptophyta; Magnoliopsida; Celastrales; Celastraceae
Product: disease resistance protein RPP13-like
Biological process (GO): defense response to other organism
Molecular function (GO): ADP binding
Source: RefSeq, a predicted model, not a curated record
GCAACGUCACUCUGACUCAUUCAGCGCACUCUCAUUGCUAAUUUGCUAUUGGGUGCUUUUAGUCUUGUCAAUUUGAAGAGUUCGGGUCGAGGCGUCUCAGGUUCACAUCGAUGCUGGUUCGGAUUGAGAUCAUAGAAUCUUCGAAGUUUGAAGCACAGCGUUAUUUCGACUUCUCCACAAAAUUAAAACUGUUGAACCUGAACAUCUGUUAAAGUUUCUUAUUUUUUUAAUAAUGAUUUUGUUCAUUGAGAUGGGUGUACUUUUUCAUGUCAAAUUCUGGAUAUGGCGGGUAUUGCUGAAACAAUCCAUGUAAUCUGAUGUUUCAAUGCUUUCUACCGAAGCUUGUGUUGUGUUCGAUCAAUUGCCUAGUAGAAUCUUGGUUUUUAAUUUUGCUUUUUUCUAAAUUUGCUUUUGUUCUCAAACGGUAGCAUUUAUUUAUUUUGAAAUUUCAUUAUUCAAUUUAGCUUAUUUGUGAGGAUUAUGUCAAGGAAUUGCAAUUGGUUUAAUUUGCAGGGUGCAUUGCAUCGAUUGAGAGUCUAGAAAUCAAAAUGCAGGGUCUGUUCUAUGAAGUGGUAUUCACUCUUAUAUUUCCUUUUGAAUCAUCACUCAAAGGAAUAAUGGCAGGAAGAGAUAUUGCACUCUUUUAACAGUAUUUUCAGGGAAAAUAAUUGAGAGGACUAUGGAGGCGGAUGGACAGUUCAAGCCUUUUCUACAGUUACCUGUGAAAGGUUCAACUCUUGGAAAUGCAGAUGAUGUGGCAAUGUUAAGCUGUAAAAAGAUAGAUUUGAGGUGGAGUAAAGUCAUCGACAUUCCACGUAAAGGAAGUAAGCAUGAAUUAGCAAGAAGUAGCAUCAGUUGCCAAGGAAAGUAGAGGACUCAUCUCGAGGAGUCAUUUUUCUCUCAUGGCUGGAAAUUGGCCAUGAAGAAGCAUUGUCUUAUUGCCGGAGAAGGAAAGCUAUCUGAAGCAUUGGUACCUUCUGCAAAGAAUGGCAUAUAUUGCACAAAUGUACAGACAACAGAAGACCAGAGCAAGCCACAUCUGAGAGAAGAACUUCAAGCAUCUGGAUUUCCAUUUAUGACCAUGAAACGCUCAUAGUUACUCUCAUUACCCAUGUGGCAAGGAAUUGUGCAAUUUUGAAAUCCUUCCUGAUCAUCAAUCAUUUUGGUGAUAGUGCAAACCUGCAAGCCGUGCUGCGCAUAGCAAACACUUCUUUUGCCUUUCAAGUUGAAGAAGCAUCUCCUAUCAUCAAUGUCUAUCAGAGUGAUUGUACUGGCAUUGUUAGGGAGAAUCUCUAGUCUACUUAUUCAAGAAUCUGUCUCAUUUCUUGAAGUUGACGAUGACCUCGAACGGAUUGAAGCCCAAUUGAAGAAACAUGCUGAUGAUGCAGAGUUUGGCUUUGCAUAUCGCGGAAGGGAAAUUAUUUAUGACUUAGAAGAUGUAAUUGAUUCCUUAAUAACACAGUCAGCACUGGAAGACGGAAUUUCCUAUCCGACCAAGAAUGAAAUUCGUGAUCAGUUGGACAAAAUCAGCCAUCGUAUAGUUGGUGUCUAUUCGGGACCACGUAACUAUGCUGGAUCAUGGUGGAGCUCCUUUAACUUAUAUGACCUAAACCUGGGGAACACAGUUGUUUCCCCUGUUAUCAGUAAAUUAGAUGAUCUGGUUGCUAUGGAUCAAUCUAGUUCUGCUUUGAGAAAGAAGGCUAGAUGGUUAAGGGAUGAAUUUAGAAUACUGCACACUUUUAUAAGAGAGUCGGAGACAAAAGAAAUAAGCGAAAAUGGAAUGGCUUGGAUGGAAAACGUUUGUGAUGUCUCUCGCUCAGUAGAGGGUUCUAUUAAGCUCUUCGAGUCUAAAAUCGAACAGCAUAGCAGGAGUCGAAGAUGCCAGUUGGUGAAAUUAUCUUUAGCCUGCCUCAGUUUAGAAUUCCAACAGAAGCUUGUCAAGGAGUUGGAUCAGAUAUUGGCUAAGGUUCAAGAUAUCUUGAAGAGACGACUCGGUGUCAUUUGCCCAACACCCCCGUCAAGCCCCACAAGUCUUGGACCAUCAGCAUCUUCUUGCUUUGCCGAGAAACUUGAUAUCACCAGCUUCAAUGACGAUGCAGAUGAAAGUAUGACGAUGUUGCUGAAAGAUGAUCCAAAUUGUCUUUCCAUCUCCAUUGUUGGUAUGAAAGGCCUUGGUAAAACAUGCCUUUCUAAGUUAAUCUAUGAUAAUCAGGUUAUUCUAAAUCAUUUUCCUUACCGCGCUUGGGUGUCUCUACAUCAUCAGUAUUGUCCACGAGCUGCAGAUUACUUCGUGCAAGAAAUUACUGGGAUCCAAGUUCAUGGGAUCCGCGUAUAUGUGACUGGCCUACUCAUUUGUGCAUUAAGGCAGAUACUCAAUAUUUUCUUGAUGGAUAGAAGAUCUCUCUUUAUUUUUGACUGCAUAACCACAAACUAUGUUCGGGAUGCACUGAGAAGCUUGUUAAACAGCACAUCAAAUAGAAUGAGAAUAAUUUUCAUUGUCCCCCACGCAUGUGUAAAUCAACAAGUUGAUGAGAGAAGUUUUAUCUACAAAUUGCAUCUUCGAAGUGACGAUGAGACCUGGGCAUUGUUUACUCAUACCUUAAAAGUGAGCAUUCCAGCAGAGCUGCUUAAACUGAAAAGCAAGAUUUUGAGAACUUGUGGGGGCUUGCCAAAAGUGAUUGUGGAGUUGGCAGGAAUACUUUCACACACGACUAUGGAGGAGUGGUCGACAGUACUUGAACAGCUCAAUCAAGACGAGGAGCCUUGGUCAGAACCCUUGCAUGAGAUUUAUAAAAAUAUGCCCUUGUACUUGAGGCGGUGUCUCUUCUACUUCGGAUUAUUCCCCAAGGACUUCAACAUUCCAGCAAGAAGAUUGAUUGUCUUGUGGGUUGCUGAGGGCUUGGGCUGGAAAGAGAACAUCGAUGAACCUCCAGAACAGGUUUCAGAGAGUUGCUUAGAAGAGCUUGUAAGCCAGAAUGUGGUUCAAGUGACAAAGGAAGCCAACUUUCUCCAAGGUCACUCCUCUCCCAGAACUUCUAUAGUACGUCGUGUUGCCGAUCAUCUUGAUAGCAGAGAUGGCACAUUUGAUGUCAUCCAUCGUGAAAAUAAACCCUCUUCUUCUAUGUAUUCUUGUUCUAGAGAAGUCAUUUCUUUCCUGUCUUUUGACACUCGAGAUGGUAGCAAACCAGGACAAGAAAUAGGGGACUUCUUGGAACUGUGCAUUUCUCGCAAGUGCUUAUUUGAUCUACAGGUGUUAGAUCUCGAACAUGUAUUCCAGCCAAAGUUACCGGAGACAACAGCUAAGCUCACUCGAUUGAAGUACCUGGGCUUGAGAUGGACUUGCUUAAAGAAGCUUCCUUCAUUUAUCUGCAAAUUGCUUAACCUUCAAACUUUGGACUUGAAGCGUACUUCUAUUGACACCCUUCCUAGUUCAAUAUGGUUGAUGGAAAAAUUGCGUCAUCUGUAUUUGGACAAGCGCAAUAGCUGUAGAUUCGUUUGUCGACCGAAUGGCAGGUCCUUCAUGGAUCUCUGGACAUUAUGGGGCUUAUUUGUAGAUGAGGAGAGUCCAGUAAAAGAUGGUCUUGAUACAAUAAUGAAUAUCAGGAAAUUGGGAUUGGCUUGUCGGCUUAUGUCGUCUCGACAAGAGGCAAUGUUUUCACAACUAGAAGCAGUAGCAAAUUGGGUUCAAAAGCUGGAGCAUCUUCAACGUUUGAGGUUGAAAUCAUAUGAUCAAUCAAAUCAACCAUGGGAGCUGCCCUUGAAGUCUUUAUCAGGUCAUUCAUGUCUCACUAGUAUAUACUUGGUUGGAAAGCUAAAAUAUCAAAGUAUUGUGUCUGAAUUCCCACAGAAAAUUAUUGAGAUUACCUUGUCAGCAUCAGGACUCACAGAAGACCCAAUGCAAAUGUUGGACAAGCUUCCUAACCUUAAAUUUCUGAGAUUGUUAUCCAAAUCUUACACAAGAGAGACUAUGCUUUGCUCUGCAAAAGGAUUUCCUGAGCUUCGCGUCCUUAAGCUCUGGGAGCUAGAGUCACUAGAGGACUGGAAUAUGCAAGAAGGAGCCAUGCCUCGUCUUAAAGAUUUAGAGAUCAGGUCUUGUAAGAAUUUGAGGAAUCUUCCCAAUGGUCUCCAAUAUAUGAGCACUCUCUACUUGUUCAAAUUAUCUAAAAUGCCAAGAGAGCUUAUAGACAAGAUUAAGGACGAUCAAGGCAUUGAGCAUGCGAAAAUUGCACAUAUACGCAAUGUCUUCAUCAAGGAUUAGCUGCUUUUGUGGCGUGGUACUUGGCUCCUGAGUAUGCAUCCGGUGGCAAGUUGACAGACAAAUCUGAUCUCUUCUCCUUCCGCUAAAGGGUAUUUGAGAUCUCUUGUGGAUAGAAAGUUGGUGUGAUACACGAAGGGAUUGUCGAAAAGUCUGUUUUUCCUUUGUGUGAAUGUAUUUUCACGAGCUUUUUUCUCUGAUAAUUUUUUUAAGGGACCCUUUUGUUUGUUUUCAUUAAUUAUGGGAUACCUUUGCUGCUUGUUCUUGUUCAAUUUGAUUUUCAGAUGGUUCAUUGGUAUUAUUUUGUCCUCUGUGUCCAAAUGUGGGAUUUUGGUAUCUUUGGUCUUGCAAUUAGGCUUUGUAUAUCACUGUGGGCAUGUUUGUUGUUGCUGCAAUUAUAGUUGCUCUCUGUUAGCUUCUUUGAAAUUUCUUGAAUAUGUGAGAGUUUACACCUGCUUA